Akanthomyces muscarius is the source of this 2352-nucleotide messenger RNA. RefSeq lists its product as uncharacterized. Gene Ontology annotation, biological process: metal ion transport; transmembrane transport. Gene Ontology annotation, molecular function: metal ion transmembrane transporter activity. Gene Ontology annotation, cellular component: membrane. The coding region runs from base 1 to 2352 and encodes 783 amino acids. The record is from RefSeq and is a predicted model, not a curated record. The transcript has 3 exons. Lineage: Eukaryota; Fungi; Ascomycota; Sordariomycetes; Hypocreales; Cordycipitaceae.
AUGAGCAUAGACGCACAGCGGAUGCAAGAACUGCUCAAGACUGUCGAGGCCCGUCACGAAGAAUACCUACGCAGCCUCAGACAAUUAUACGAAAACGCCCCCCCUGCCAGCGCAGUCCCUCCACGCAUCGCGGCACCCACCACCACCGCAAAGCCCGCCUCCAUUGCAUCGGUGCCCUCACCACCACUGCGCGCCCUCACAUUUGCCAGCGACAUCCUUCCCAUCCGGGGACGCGGGCGUCGCUCCUCCACGCUCGAAGCCCCCGAGCGCCCAACCUUUCUGCCUCCGUCGCCGCGUCCCCUCCUCCCCGUGACGCCGAUCCCCAGCCAUGGCCUCUUUGACGAGGACAUUUCCUUUAUCCCGCUCCUCGAUCUCUCCCACGCCAGCAGCACCACUGGCGCCGCUACCACAGCCAGCAGCAAGCCACCCGCAGCCAGCACACGCACGGACAGGACGCUUCCCCCGGCGCGUUUCGCCGACGAUGCGUUUCUCGCGUUCCUGCGCGAUGCGACCUUCACCGAGGAGAUGGCGGCGGUGCUCGAGGAGAUGCUGCGGCGACGGCACGAGAUUGACUCGGCCGGCUCAGUGCGCGAGUUUGCGGCGUAUGAGAGGGAGCGCUACGUGAGCUCGACGUUUGAGGCGUACGAGGUUGACGAGGACGGCGCCGCGACGAAGAUGAGCAUCGACGCGGCAGCGGCAGCGGCAGCGGCGGCGGACGACGACCUCGCCAAGGGCCAGGCAGACGGCGACGGCGGCGGCGCGGCCGAUGAUGGGGUGAUUGAUGCGCCAAUUGUGUGGGAUGCGCUCAAGACGGUCAAUGCCAGCGGCGACGCCGUCGGUCGAAUCACCAUCGUGCAGGAGCCGACGCCGCUCAUGCUCGCGGCGCUGCAGCUCACCAUGACGCCGUACUUUGACAUGUCGGAGCUGACGUACCACCUCCUCUCCGACGUGCCCAACCGCGGGCUCUCGCACGCCUUUAUGCACCGCGCCUUUGAGCGCGGCCCCCCGCCGCAGCUCCGCCAGCGGUCCUUCUACAUGGUCUUCAAGUACUACACGUCCGUCGGCGACGGCCUCGCGCCCGCGCCGUGGCAAAGGUACGAGGCGCGGCCCUCGGACAAGAAGCUCGCCGACCACAUUGACAUUGCCGAGUGCAGCGCCGUGCUGGCCCUGUCGCUCGCCGGCGCGCCCGUCAAGUCGCUGCGGAUGCGCUCCCGCCGCUCGGAGCGCGCGUCCCGCGAGGGCGUCCUGUAUGACACCUUUGGGCCCUGGCACGUGCUGAGCAUCCAGUCGUUUCCGGACGACGAGCACACGGUCCGCGGGGAGGAGUUUGCGCAGCACAAGCGCUUCGUGAAUGGGCCGUACGCGUUCCUGGACCUGCUGACGGCCGAGUAUCGCGACGCGGGGAAGCGCAAUGUGAUUUUGCACGAAAAGAUUACCAAGCUCAUCACUCCUCCUACGGAAUUCAUGUUUGACCGCCGCCUCCGCGACAAGCUCCUCUUUGAAGACAAGCACUUUACCUACAUUCGCCGCUACUUUUGGGCCUACAACACGCUCGCCGUCAUCAACACCGGCCUCGCCGCCAUGGUCGCCGCCUACACAAACACCUUUACCCCCGAGUUCUGGUCUGGCACGCACCCGCUGCUCUGGCCGCACCCCUUCUUCACUGACCUACCCUCUUCCUCAUCCUCGCCCCCCGACGCAGCCACCGCCGCCGCUGCUAACCACCACCGGGAGACCAUGGCCGCGCUGCGCACCGAGCUCGAAAAGGCCGUGUCCGACAUCUCGGCCAUCAUCAAGCGCAACGAGCGCACGCGCAAGGAAAUCGAAAACCUGCGCGACCAGCUCUUCAGCGGCUCCUCCAUCAAGGAGUCGCGCCGCGCCAUCGACCAGGGCGACAACAUCCAGAUCCUGACCAUGAUCUCCAUGAUCUUCCUCCCCCUCACCUUUGUCACCUCGGUGUUCGGCAUCACCGAGUUCACCAUCUCCCCCACCGACUGGCGCUUCGCCGUCACCAUGGUGCUCGUGUGCGUGCCGUUCAUGGGCCUCGUCGUGCUGCUCCAGACCAACGGCUUCGCGGUGCUGGUGCGUCGCUGCAGAGAAGGCUUCGUGGCCGUGCUGGGCAGGGCGAGGAGCGGCGGUGGUGCUGAGGCGGGAGGGAGCGGGAUGAGUGCGGCGGCCGCGGCGGACGACGACGAGAGCAGGCCCGCGCAGGCGAGCAGCCAGACAAAGAGGCGCAAGAGGAGAAUGGCCGCGGGCGCGGGCGGACGAGUCUCGUGGCGCUGGAAGAGGCCGUGGAAAAACAGGACCAGGACGUUGUACGGCGACGAGAACCUCGAGUUUGGAAGGGUAUGA